AUGCACCACGAGCUGUUCCUGGCGCUGCUGGGCCACACGGGCGACGUGGUGGAGCGCCGCGCCGACGGCUUCUUCGUGCGCAAGGAGGCGACCUUCCUGUCGCAGGCGCAGCGCAGCGUGCUGGACCGCCUGCUGCGCCUGGGCUUCGCGUGCUGGACGCUCGAGCGCUUCGUGCGCCAGGCGCCGACGCUGCCCGGCGUCUUCCUGCACGCGCUGGCGCAGGGCGUGGAGCGGCUGCUGCAGCGCUACGCGGACGCUGUCGUGGCGCUGGAGGCCAAGACGCUGCGGGCCAGCGCCGUCUUCCCCGUGUCCAACCUCGUGUUCGAGCUCGAGGAGUUCGUGGAGGUGCUGCCCGAGGUCUGCGCGCUGGUGCACAGGCUCACAGAGACGCAGCAGGACGGCAGCUGCAUCAAAGGAGCAAAGUUGCUGAGUGUACUGUACCAGAGCACAAGCUCUGGGUUCCCUAGAGUGGGCAGAGCAAUGCAGGAACUGCUGUACGCCUGUCAUCGGGUGCUGUUCAAGCAGGUGCUGGCGUGGAUGGUGUACGGCGAGAUUGUGGACCCGUACCAGGAGUUUUUCCAGUUCGCGAUGGACUUGGAGGCGGUGCCGCUGGAUUACUUCCCGACUUCUGUGGCCGAGAGUGUGUUUGUGAUUGGCAAGGCGGUGCAUAUCCUGACUCGAGCCAACCAGUUCUCGCCCAGGGAGGUGCAGGACGUCGUGACGGCGAUCUCGGCGUUGGCGAGGCGACCAGUGUUUGAUGUCGUGGCAGUCGAGCACGAGGUGGAGAAAGUGCGCCGGCAUGUUGCGGGUCGGUUGCAUGAGGAGGUCGUGGUCAAGUCGGACUUUGUUGGAUACCUGCACGUGCUGAAGGGGUUCUUCCUGCUGUCACGCGGUGAAGUUUUCCAGACGUUCAUUGAGCGGAGUUUCGACAUGAUGUUAAUGAGGCCGACAUCAAAGUCGGAAGAGGACGUGAACCACGGCGCCUGGCGAGAGAUUGUGCGUGAUUUAAUACCGGAAGACGAACCGUGGGGACGCGACUUCGAGCUGCAGCUCCCGCUCCAAACGUUUGCGUUGAAAGGCUUCCCAUCGACGGAUGGUUUGCUCCUGUCCAACGUAUCGCGCGUGGAAGAGAGCGGAUCUGUGUGGUGGCGGCAUGCGCAGAUGGACGGCAACUCGUUUUCAUCCGAGUUUUCGCUGCAAUGGGAACAGAGCGCGUUUUGGCGCGGGAGCCACCGUGCAGCUCUUCUACUCCGGAACGAAGGGCCGUUGGGACCAGCCACGUUAGUGAACGGGUCAUUUGAGCUAGAUGAUCCACGCGCGUUCUACGUGAGUAUCGACCUUGCAAUCGAGCAUCUCCCAGGAAAUAUGAACGGAAUGCGCGUAAUGGCUCAAGUAAAGCCGUCGUGUGUGGGUGAGAGUGGAGUGCAGUCUUCGCCGGUCGCUGAGAUCCCGAUGGUUGACGGGAACAACCCAUCGCUUCGAGUUCGUAUCCAGUACGCCCGACAAGAAGUCACAAUGACGUCUUCAAAGCAGGUCAUGUACAAGAAGAUGAUAGCUGUCGUCGUGAACGACGUGCUGUUGCUCGAGACGCAGUUCGACCUCCAGCAAGCGCUCCGGUUGCACGCCGCUACGGGCGAGUAUUGGAUGGGUCUCGGGUUUUCGUCGGUGGUGCGGCUCACAGACUGGAGUCUGGACAAGUACUCAGCCAAGACGAGCUGGCGAGAAGGCAGCGGCACUCACUUGAGGGAGAACAACACCGCAGUGACUCCGCGCGAGCUGUGGCACGCACUGAACUUGCGUUGCAAUGUGCGCUGGCCGCUGCAAUUGCUCGUGACACCCGACCUACUGCGGUCGUACGGCCACCUGUUCCAGUUCUGCUUCCGGCUCAAGCGAGUCGCCUACGCCCUCGAGUUGGCCUGGAAGAGUAGCACCUUGCGCUCGAAAGCCACCACCGGAAGAGGGAGUACAACCUUUGCUGCUGCCGGUGCACUGCGCAUCCGCAUGAGCUUCGUCGUGCGCACGCUGGAGCUGCACUUCCAGGUGUUCGUGAUCGAGGGCAAAUUCAAGCAGUGCGUGGAGCAGAUCGAGUCCGCCGGCGACUUCGACCGCGCCAAGCGCGUCCACGAGACCUUCGUGGCGAGCGUCGUCAAGAGCUGCUACGUGCACACGAAGACCGUGGCGUCGGCGCUCGACGAGUUGCUGGGCUGCUGCUGGCAGUUCGCCGACUACGUGCUGCAGCAAGACGCCGUGGGCGAUGGCGAGCUGUCCGCAGACCGCGUCGCGCUGCUGGACCAGGACUUCCACCGCCGAUUCGAGUUCCUCUACAGCGUGCUGCAGAUUUCCGAGGCGCGCGACCUGCUCUUCCUGCUGGACAGCAACGGUUUCUUCGCGGCAGAGCGGGAGCGCAGGAAGCACCAG
This is a messenger RNA of Phytophthora sojae, 2418 nucleotides long. RefSeq lists its product as hypothetical. Gene Ontology annotation, molecular function: microtubule minus-end binding; gamma-tubulin binding. The transcript has 5 exons. NCBI's taxonomy places the organism in Eukaryota, Oomycota, Peronosporomycetes, Peronosporales, Peronosporaceae. Gene Ontology annotation, cellular component: gamma-tubulin complex; equatorial microtubule organizing center; spindle pole. The annotation marks the transcript as partial. The record is from RefSeq and is a predicted model, not a curated record. Gene Ontology annotation, biological process: microtubule nucleation; meiotic cell cycle; mitotic cell cycle.